CAAGCAGGGCUGAGCAUAUGACGGAGGAGAAUCCUCACAAUUCCCGAGGACUGGAAGUGGCGGGUUUUGGUGUCUUUGGAAGAAGCUGAAGGAAGAUGAUAGUCUAGAUUCAUAUAAAGAUACCUGGAUAAAAAAGAAAUUAUUAAACACCUUAUGUUAAUAUUAUUGGAUAGGCCUUCUAGUGAAUGAAUGCCUUCAGUUUACAUUGACGGAUAUCACUAUGCUAGUCAUCACUACUGCAAUCCCAUAGUAUAUGACUGUAUAAGCACCUAAACAUGUUAAGGACAGUCAAGAAAAGCAUAAAAAGCCCGGUGCAAGAUGAAGACUUUAUGGCUGAAAUGACAGUUCAGAGAAAUGCAAAUGCAUUCUUUGACAAAUUUAAUCGAAGUGAAUUACAAGAACUUUUGGCCCAUACUAUGUCCAGCUGGCUUGUGUCUGUGGAUGAUGCUCAACUACCACUCCAACUUCCCAGUGGUUUGAUAACUCAGCUGAAAAAUAUCACCUAUCCAAAUGUUCUUCUCUUAGUUCCAAUUGACAAUGAUAUCCCAUUGGACUGUCGCGAGGUUCACCAGAUACUAAGGGAGCUUGUUUUUGGAAUUUAUUGCUUUCAUCAAGUGCCAUCAAUCUCUCUUGAUGCCAACUAUGACAGCAGUACAUCAUGCCAGUUACCCCCUGCAUACUUCGACACAAGAGUUGGGCAAAUAAUGAUCAGCGUGGAUUACAUGAUAAAAGCUCUAUGGCAUGGUGCCUAUAUGUCAAAAGACAAAAGGACAAGAUUCUUGGAAUUUUGGAGAUCUGUCAUGGACAUUGAUGCAAAUGGACUUCCUCAGACUAAGAAAGACAUUUUUUCAGAGUUCUCUUUAGCAGGUCUAAUCGAUAUUUCCAGUGAUCCAGACUUCGAUGGUAUAUACUCACAGAGCUUUGACUUGGACCCCACUUAUGAGCCAAAUAAACAAGAAGAGAAAAAUUUCUUUAUGCGGCAUGCAAACAAAGUGACAAUAAAGAUGACCUGCUCUACUGUCCAGGUGCAGCAGUACAAUAACUUGUUUGUAUAUGAUGCCUCAUACACGUUGUCUAAUGUAAUAAGGCUGACAGAGGAGUAUAUGGACUCUGUAACACAUCAGCAGCUCCGACAGAGGCUCACUAUUCAUCGGAAGCUUGUGGAAGAAAAUCUAGAGAAGAAAGCAGAAAUACGCAAAAACAUUGCCUACCUCAAACUCAUCAGUUUUCUUGUGCCAUUUCUGCUGGGGUUGAAAAAGAAGAUGAAAGUGCCAGAUUUUAGUCGCCUGCUACAACCAUUUUCUGAUGAUAAAGUAAAGACUGAGCGUGAAUUUCCUCCACUAAUGCAGGGGCAAGAUUUUAAGUGCCAGCAUUUUCAGUAUACAUCAAAUGAGUAUUUUCACCUUCAUGGAGGUAUCGAAUUUGACCUAGGAACACCGCCUCUUCAAAGUGUGUCCGAAGAAAUAAAGGAGGCUUAUGAAGACAUGCUGGUCAUGGCAACAAAGCACAUGAAUGACCUGCUUGAUCUCGAUACAACAUACAGGGAACAUUAUCCCCUUCCUAUAAAGAAUGUUAAUGGAAAGAGUUACAAUGUAAUUGCAAUCCAGCUUGAAGACUUUUAUCAAACAAUGCAAAAAAAGCAGUGGUGGGGAGCAGUCAAUGGAAUAAUAAGCACACUGAGGCCCAAAAGGCUUCCACUAACAGAUAUCCAUCUCCAUGAGCAACUGAAGAAAAGGUUUGGCUAUAAAAAGGCAAUAAAGUGCAAGAACAUAUCAUUUGGAAUAAAAGCUGCUGCAGAGAGAGGACUAACUGCCAUCUUUUACACUUUUUGCCGUAAAACUCCCAUUUCUGGGCUGAAUAUUCUUGAUGAUGCCGGCUAUUCUAUUUUACACCACGCUGCUUUACAUAAUAGAGUUGCAGUUGUUUCUCAGUUAUCAAAAGCUGGUGUGGAUUUAAACCAACAACAAAGUAGUAAUUUUGCUACACAAGGGAAGAUGAGCCUCCAGAAUCUGGAAACGGUCAUUGAAAAAACAGGACCGACUGCAUUACACUUGGCAGCUCAGUGUGGCUCCCUUGAAGUUCUAUCCUGCCUGCUGGCAUUAAAUUCAGAUUACAAGUUAUGUAACAAACGAGGCUGGAUGGCUAUACAUGUUGCUGCAUUCUUUGGCACAAUUCCUUGCAUCAGAGCGUUAUACAAGAAAGACCCUGAUCUUCUAGAGGCAGAAACGGCAGCUGAGUACAAGACUACUGUAUUGCUGCUCACUGCAAUAUCUGGAACCCUUGAUGCCCUCAUAUAUCUUCUAUCAUUAGGGGCAAACUGGAAAAAAACGGACAGCAUGGAAAACAACAUAAUCCAUUUAGCUGUGCUUUACUUUCAUACUCACAUACUGAAAUACAUAAUAGAACUAAAUAUUCCAGAACUGAAUGUAUGGCAGCAUCUUGUAGAAAUGUUGAAAUCUAAUGAUUCUCACAGAAAGGAAAUGGCUGCCAGAUGCUUGGAAGUUCUUUGCAUUUUAAAAGAACAAUUCUGGAAGGACUGUUAUGAAGCAGGAACAGUUCCUUGCCUCGUCAACCUAUUGAAAAGUAAGCAAGUUAAUCUGGAAUGUAUAGCUGCAGGGAUUUUAAGCAAUAUCUCCAUUAACGUUCCUGUUGCAAAGUGUCUAGUGGAGGCAGAAGCCAUACCCAUACUUAUUACAUUGCUGCACUCCAAAUAUCCUGAGCUUCAGUCCCGAUGUUCGGUGAUUUUAUAUGAUAUUGCCCAGGUCGAUGGUAAUCAAGACAGCAUUGCACAAAUGAAUGGAAUCUCACCUUUGGUUAAUCUGCUGUAUGAAGAUUUUGAAGAUGUAUUGGUAAAUGCUAUUAACUGCAUCCGAGCCUUAUGCAUUAAAAACCCAGCCAACCAGAAGGCUGUCAAAGAUUUUGGAGGCAUUCCACUACUUGUAGACUUUCUAUCUGCUAAAUCUGACGUGCUGAUAAGCGCAUCUUCAGCUGCUAUUGCAGAGCUUGCUCGAGGAAACAAAGAGCUCCAGGAUGCUAUAGCAAAGGAGAAUGCAAUUGUUCCUCUUAUUAAUAUAAUAAGACUAAAGAAACUCAGUAACCAGGUGAAGGCUGCCAUGGCUAUAGAAGCACUUGCGGAUCAUAAUGCUGCUAUACAAAGAGAGUUUCUGGAUAGAGAGACAUCAAGGCACAUAUCAAAGCUCCUCAAGGUUUUUUGUCUAGAGAUCAAAGAACAAGGCUGCACGACACUUUGGGCAUUGGCUGGGCAGACAUGGAAACAUCAGAAAAAAAUGGCAGAACAGAUUGGCUAUACGUUUAUCAUUGACAUGCUCUUAUUACCUUCUGACAAGAUGCAAUAUGUUGGUGGUCAAGCUAUUAUAGCUUUAUGUAAAAAUAGCAAACAUCACCAAGACCAAAUAUGUGAAGGUAAUGGUGUUGGUCCUUUGGUGCGACUUUUGCGAAACCCCAGAGUAGCGGAGGGAACGCUUCUGAGCAUUGUUACAGCGCUGGGGACAAUGUGUGUUGGUGUAGCUCUUAUACAUAAUCCGGUCACGCAGGAGAAGAUAGUGGAGGAGCAAGCACUAACAACACUCGUUCAGCUUCUGAAAACUCACAGUUCUCUGAAAAUUAAGGUUGAAGCUGCUUGUACUAUAGCUUGUGUUGUCCUGAAAAAUUCUAGCCUGCAAAGUCUCUUGCAUGAAAAAGAAGGAUUUAAAUACAUUGAUGUUCUUAAUCUCCUCCAUGCCAAUGAUAAGGAUAUAUGUUUACGGGCUGGCCAUGCAUUAGCUCUUUUUGCUUACAACAAUACAUUACAGCAGUUCUAUCUUCUGCAAAAUGGAGGUGUGGAAAUAGCCAUCUAUGAACAUUUCCUUCAGUCUGAGAAUGAUGAAGACAAAGCAUAUGCUGCAUUCCAGAUUGUUGUUUUGUCCAGAAUUGUUGUGGACAUGGAUCAAGUCACACUUUCUGCUCAAGGUGUGACAAUAUUGUCGGAGCUCCUACAUGCAAAGAAGUCAGCCACAGUUGUACUAGCAGGGGAGUUGCUGGCUUGUUUGGCUCACACAAGGGCAGGCAUACCAGAAGCCAUAACUACGUUGGAAACUGUGGAGUGCCUUUGUAACCAUUUAAAGUCUGAAGAAGAAGAGGUUCGUGUAGCCUGUGCUGAUGCGCUGGGUUAUUUAUCAUUCAACCGUACUGCCUAUCGUCAACUUUUAAUGGAGUGCAGGAAUCAACCAGAACUGUAUGAUCUGCUCAUCAACAACCUCAGCAAAGAUGGAAAAAUCUCCAAAGACUUUAUAGAAGAAUUUGAUACUCAGAGGAAAAUAGGACUCCCCUCCCUCAGUUUAGUUAAAAACGGUGGCCCUCCUGUAUACCUAACAUCACUGAAAGGAAUCCAAGACGAUCCUGACUUAAAAUUUACACACCCGAGUAGGCGUUUCCAGUCUAAGUCUGCAAUGGUUCGCAUGCCACAGAAACCUGGGACAGCUGACCCUACCAGUGACAGAACCUCUGCUUCAGCCGUUACAAGACCCAAGACUGCUCACCUGGGAAAUGUGAAACCUUUUCAACAGAAGGCAUUCAAAUAAAAUACUUUUCAAUUAA
Molecule: messenger RNA, 4596 nt
Organism: Rana temporaria (common frog)
Lineage: Eukaryota; Metazoa; Chordata; Amphibia; Anura; Ranidae
Gene: ANKAR
Product: ankyrin and armadillo repeat containing
Exons: 24
Coding region: 276-4580 (1434 amino acids)
Molecular function (GO): protein binding
Source: RefSeq, a predicted model, not a curated record